Trametes versicolor FP-101664 SS1 is the source of this 1142-nucleotide messenger RNA. Its product is annotated as UBC-like protein. Bases 98 to 1072 code for a protein of 324 amino acids. The transcript has 8 exons. The record is from RefSeq and is a predicted model, not a curated record. Lineage: Eukaryota; Fungi; Basidiomycota; Agaricomycetes; Polyporales; Polyporaceae.
CCGCUCUCUCACCUUCUACAGUCAUCGCCCUCGGCCUCUACUCCCUCCUUCGUGCUGCGCUUGCAUCUGAGCUUGUCUCGUCCAUACUCUGCCCAAAAUGGCGGCUCGAGCCGGUCUGAACAAGAACAACUCCGCUGUCAAGCGUAUCAUGCAGGAGGCCAAGGAGCUCGCGAACGACCCAUGCACGGACUACUCGGCGGCACCUCUUGAGGAUGAUAUCUUCGAAUGGCAUUGCACCAUCCGAGGACCUGCUGGCACAGAGUUUGAGGGCGGAUUGUACCACUUCCGCAUACUACUCCCCUCCGAAUACCCCUUCCGUCCACCCGCGAUCAUGAUGCUCACCCCCAACGGGAGGUUCGAGCUCAAUACCAAGAUCUGCAUCAGUUUUACAAAUUACCACGAAGAGCUGUGGCAGCCGGCAUGGGGCGUUCGGACUGCCAUCAUUGGUCUCCAAGGCUUCUUUCCCCUAAAGGGAACGGCCGCUGCGGGCGUUGGUGCAAUCGAGUAUCCCUCCACCGAGCGCAAGCGUCUCGCGGCGCUCUCGCGCGAGUGGGUCUGCCCGCGCUGUAACAUGCCCAACAUCGAGCACCUGCCUGAUCCGCCCGAGGCGAGUGCUUCCACUAGCGGCAGCACGUCAGCGGCCGGCGAUGCGCCGUCAGAACAGAAGCCAGUCCAGAACACCCCCGCGGAUCCCGUCGCAGCACCCUCAGAUACCCCAUCCGCCGCCCCACAAACCGCCGAGGAAACACAGCCCGCACCCGCACAAUCCGCCGCUCUUGAGCCGAAGAUUAUGGCCCGCCCCAUCCCGCUCGUCGCGCCGAAGCCCACUCGGCCCGGAGCGGUCGCGUCCAUAUUCACGCAGUCCUUCACACCACCCCGCACGCCGGUGCCGCCCUCCCUCCCUGCAUCCCAGCCUACUACACAGCCAACGACCCGUGAGGGUACUCCCCAGCCCGCGCUCGCGGCGGCGUUGCGGCAGACCACACCCCGCCGGCCACCUGUCCUUUUAGACACGGCGAUCUGCGUACUGCUCGUACUGCUCUUUGCGCUUGUCUGUCGGAGGGUCCUGUGAUGGAUGCCCCUUGCUGCUUUGCGUAUGUGUUCCGUUGGAUGGUCUCUGGGUCUCGGCCGGUUUGUAAAAU